GCAGUGCAUGGGGAGACCGUAGCGCGAUCUCCUGCAACGACUCCGCCUGCCGUUGCGCCCGUGGCGAGCCUCCUCCACCACAUGUCCAAGAAGCCAACCAUCGGCGCCGGGGACGCCACGCUCCUGAAGCUGCACCAGCAGGGCCCGCCUUGCGCCUACGCGUACCCCGCUCCUAACCCGUGCCUCCUCCUUAUCCAACUCCAGCAGGAUGAGUUCCCGCACGCCGCCGUGGCAUCCAUGCGGUCCGCUUGCCCGACCGUAGUCGUCGGUGGCGGUCGAGAACCCGCUGGACGUCGCAAGGUUUAGCUUGAGGAUGGCAUGGAAAUCGUAGCAUUGAAGCCCUGUGCUCUCACGACCGUGGAAGGUUCUUGGCCAUGUCGCUGGCGAGGCAUUAGAUCUCUGCAUCGAAACCUCCCUGUCUCCAUCGUCAACGUCUUUGCAACCUCCUUGGCUCCCUCCUCUACACCUCCAACUAAGGUAGACUAACAGGCCUCAUACUUGUCCAAUUUUUUUUACAUUGUUUGUGCUUGUGUUGCAUCUCCUAUAUUACUUGCUGCUGCUGUUGUUCACUUUAGCAAAGCUGUGGUUAGACUUUAGAGUUAGUCGAAAGUAUAUUUUGUGAUGUCAAUGUCAAUCCUCUUUAUUGCUGCUUGUGUUGCUCAUGGUGUGCUGCUGCUGUAUGAUUGCUCUUAUUCUAGCCUCUUAUUGUCGUAUUAUUUUGUGAUUUAGGCCUUAUAGUUAUUUGGAAUGAAUAUUUCUGAUUCAGACGAGGAAGAAGAGGAGAUGAUUUUUUUAGUUUUUCCAGCACAAUAUCUUCUCUUCAAGAAAACUAAAAUUCCAAUGAAUACCUCCAUUCUCAUGGGUCCGAAGUAUAUCCAAGAGUUACUUGAUGGCCAUCCCACUAGAUGCUAUGAUGUUUUAAGAGUACUCAAUUUCAAGAUGCUUAGAAGUGUUAAAUGCAAUGGACGAUGUGUACGAUGAUAUCAAGGUCCUGGCCUCUGAUGUUUUCGAAGAUGCGGCAAACCGUGAGCUUUUUCUGUGCUAUCACUCAAAACUUUGUUGUUUGUGGUUGAAGAAGGAGGUGGUGAAGCUGGAGUUCAGUUGCCUGCUUGUAAGUUGUUCUUGCCUCUUCUUCUACUGCACAUAGAUGAUGUACAUGUUAUUUGCUGCUGCUGCCAUUCUGAUGCCCUCCCAAUUAUGCUCUGCAAAUAGGAAUUGUUAGGGAUUGGUAGGACAGGUCGAUGCUAAUAUGCUGCCAUUAUUGGGAGAGGUUUGUGGUUAUGUGAAAUGGUGUCCUAGCUACAACAUGUAGAAUGCCGUAGACUCUAGGUUUUGUCUAGGCUUUAAGCAUCAGAUUCUUUUUCUGGUAGUCUAAGAAGGGGAUGACUGAAGAUGAAAUUUUGACAUGUACCUCAUUUAAAAAAAAUAGUUUACUUAGCAGGUAACACUUCAGAGCUAGAUCUUGGACACAAGACUCAGUGGGAUGAGUACAUCGAGCAUAUUAUCUUCCCAGGUAGUAAUUCGUCAGAUUUUCUUUGGGAACCUGAGAUGUAUCCACCUAGGUCGCUGGGAUCCCGAUCGGGCCUCGCUAAAUUCUCAGCUCACUUACCUGUUCAUAUGACAUGCACAAUUCUUUUGUAUUGUGGUAUGAGUAACUACCCGCAAAAAAAAGGUACUCCCUCCGUCCAACAAAAGAUGUCUCAAGUUUGUCAAAAUUUGGAUGUAUCUAGACAUGACUUAGUGUAUAGAUGCAUUCAAAUUUAGUCAAAGUUGAGACAUCCUUUGUUGGACGGAGGAAGUAUAAUAAUCUACAUACAGUUUCAGUAACAGUUUUUCCUACUGUCUUUCCUACGCUGGUUCCUAAUGGACAUGUUACUUCUAUAAUUCUUGGUGUUUCUUGCAAAAAUGAUAGUUAAAAAUCAACUAGAAUGAAAAAUGAACUACUAAUAGUAAGCACGGUACAAUAGUAUUAUGUAGUUCCUACUAAUUGUGGUAAACAAAACGCUUAAUCACCCAGAGAUGUUUAUCAGAUAUUCUUUUUCUAGUAAACUUUUACCACAGGUUGGUCCCAUAAUAAAUGUCGUCUUGAUGCAUCCUCGUGUCAUGCCAAAUAGCGGUGGAGUGCUGCUAGGUGACAAGUGUCAUAAGAGGUAACGGCAGGUGAGCUGCAUGGUUCGCCGUGGAGUUAGUGCUCCACAUUGAACCAGUCCAUGAACCCGGCGCCUCCUGGCCUAUAAAUCUUCACCUCCCCACCCUUGAGCAGGCACAGAGCACUUGCACCGCCAGCUAGCAAACCAUCAUGGUUGAAACCCAGCAGUCUGUGCCUCCUGUGCCCAAGGCCACACUCUCCAAUGAGGAGUGUCUCCAGGCGCACGUUGAGCUUUGGAACCUCACCUACAGCUAUCUCAAGUCCAUGGCGCUUGACUGUGCCAUCAAGCUCGGGAUCCCCACCGCCAUCUACCGCUGCGGCUGCGCCGCCUCGCUACCUGACCUGCUCGCCACCAUCCCAGUUCCAGACAGCAAGAAGCCCCACCUCCCUCGCCUCAUGAGGUUCCUCGCCGCGAUAGGUAUCGUUACCGUUGAGGCAGCAUCUGGCAUCUACGGCCUCACACCGGUGUCCCGCCUCCUCGUGGAUGACAAUAGCGUCCAGGGCCUCUCGUCGUUCGUGCUGUCCCAGACCAACAAGUACCACGUGACGGCGGCCCUGUCCCUCCCCGACUGGUUCAUGAGCGACGAAGGCACCGCCAGUGUGGACAUGCCAUUCAGGAUGGCACACGGCAUGGACCCGCAGGGGGUCAUGGCGCGUGACCCCAAGAUCAACCAACUCUUAAACGACGGCCCCACGGUGGACACCGACCUGGUCAUGGACUUCAUCCUCACCAACUGUGGCGAGGUGUUCGAGGGGGUCACCUCGCUGGUCGACGCCACCGGCGAGACGGGCACCGCCGCAAGGGCCAUCGCCAAGGCCUUCCCACGCAUCAAGUGCUCCGUGUUUGACCUUGCAAACAUCAUCAAAUCUGUCCCGGCCGACGGCGUGGUCGAGGACAUCAUAGGUGACAUGAUGGAAUCCAUACCACCCACUGAUGCUGUGUUCCUCAAGUAUGUGCUGCAUGAUUGGGAUGACAAUAUCUGCGUGAAGAUCCUGAAGCAGUGCAACAAGGUGAUCCCGGAAUCAGGGGGCAAAGUUAUCAUCGUCGAUAGUGUCGUCGGGUCUACUAAUUCCAAUUCCAAAGCCAUGUUUGAAGGCCAUGUCCUGCUGGAUCUGCUGAUGAUGGUGGUGACGGCAGGGAAGGAGCGUGAUGAGCAGGAGUGGCGCAAGAUAUUCAUGGAUGCAGGGUUCAGCAACUACAAGACAAAGCCCGUUCUCGGGUUUUUAUCCAUCAUCGAGCUGUAUCCUUAGCCUUAUGCAUGAGCAUGAUUACAGCUAGCUGUCAAACGGACGUUUGCUAAAAAUUUUCCUAGGGGCUAGUAUCUAUCGUCAGCAACAGCGUGCUCGCUAGCCACUUAGUAAUGGCUUACCAUAUCUGUAUGAUCUGUUGCUUGACUGGAUUCGAGUAAUAAAAUUAAUCUUUGCGCAGCAAUAAAUUCUUUUGUCUCA
This is a messenger RNA of Brachypodium distachyon (stiff brome), 3598 nucleotides long. RefSeq names its product flavonoid O-methyltransferase-like protein Os11g0303600. Bases 2300 to 3400 code for a protein of 366 amino acids. Lineage: Eukaryota; Viridiplantae; Streptophyta; Magnoliopsida; Poales; Poaceae. Gene Ontology annotation, biological process: methylation. Gene Ontology annotation, molecular function: protein dimerization activity; S-adenosylmethionine-dependent methyltransferase activity; O-methyltransferase activity. The transcript is spliced from 4 exons. The record is from RefSeq and is a predicted model, not a curated record.